Drosophila elegans is the source of this 768-nucleotide messenger RNA. RefSeq names its product 39S ribosomal protein L43, mitochondrial (gene mRpL43). Gene Ontology annotation, cellular component: mitochondrial large ribosomal subunit. The record is from RefSeq and is a predicted model, not a curated record. NCBI's taxonomy places the organism in Eukaryota, Metazoa, Arthropoda, Insecta, Diptera, Drosophilidae. The transcript is spliced from 3 exons. Gene Ontology annotation, biological process: mitochondrial translation. Bases 99 to 671 code for a protein of 190 amino acids. Gene Ontology annotation, molecular function: structural constituent of ribosome.
AGCUGUCAGCUGUUUGCGGCGUGAGGUUACGUCUUCUCUGAUUACGAAAAGUCUUAAUAAUUUGUUUAAAACACUUUUGAAUUAAAUAUAAUUAUAAAAUGUCAAACAGCCACUUGUUCUUGAAGUCUGGCUUCCCACGAGCUCCCCUGCAAAAUGGACUUGGACGCUAUGUUUGCCAACUGCAGAGGAUUACACUAAAGUUCUGCAAGAAUAAUGGAUCCAGCAGGGGCAUGCGCGACUUUAUUGAGAACCACUUGGUGGACUUCGCAAAGGAGAAUCCCGGCAUUGUGGUCUAUGUGAAGCCCAGACGCCAUCGCACCCCAGUUUUGGUGGGCGAGUACUUGAACGGCGAGCGCGAGUGGAUGAGCUGCAGGAACAGCACUCAAGAAGAGAUCUCCAAGUGGAUUGACCUGCUAAAGACCCAAAACGGCAGCUCCAGUUCGCUGCGUCUGCGUAAAAUGUGGCACACGGAUGUGCCAUCCAUCCAGGGCCCGUGGACACCAUUCCUGCUGCGUUCACCAGAUUCCCAGGUGUACCCCAAUGAAGAGGCAUCCAAGCCACUGGAUACACCGCAAACCGCCACCGAGAAGCUGAUCGAGCUGUUCCGGCAGCAGCAACUCGAAGCUGGCGAGGAGACCAACGAAGUUUUAAACAAAAAGAGGGCCGAGUAAUAGUUGUAUAGAAAUUAAGACUUUUUGGUAAUUGUUGCUUUUAUUUUUAUAGUCAACAUUGUUAUGUUGGUAAACAAAUAAAUAUUUAAAAUCUAAA